This is a messenger RNA of Perkinsus marinus ATCC 50983, 489 nucleotides long. RefSeq lists its product as hypothetical. The transcript has a single exon. The record is from RefSeq and is a predicted model, not a curated record. Bases 1 to 489 code for a protein of 162 amino acids. Lineage: Eukaryota; Perkinsozoa; Perkinsida; Perkinsidae.
AUGAACAUCCUCUCAACUUGGUUGCUUGCUACUCAACUUGUGGCCAUUUUCGCGAUUUGCAGCUUGGAAACUGAUGCAGCAACCCACCUACGCCAAGCGGUGCCGUCUUCAACGGGGCCAUCCCAGAGCACUGCUUCACCGGGGCCUUGUCCGCCUCUUGAUGGUAUUUUCGUCAAGAAGAGUGGACCGCCUAAGCUAUCUGGUAACUUCAACUUCACCUCCACCAAUUUUGACAUGAAUCUGAGCUAUGCUGGGACGCCAUACACGGUUGAGAAUAUUCCCUACACCAUGAUCGACGAGAUCGCGGCAGAGCAGGGAUGUUGGGUCCAUGUUGAUCUGUCUGUGAUCUAUAAGAUGCCAAAGAAAGUGCGGGAGGAUGUGGGAGUUGCACUAAUCUUCUUCUACAAAAACUUGCUGUACCUCCCCACAAAGUUCGGCGGCCCCAAGUCUUUAGCCCGAGCAACAUUCACCAGACAGGAGGCCUUGUAG